UAUACUUGCUCUUAUGUGUGCUGUACCGUCUCAGACAUUGGACGAAAGGCUUAAUUUAAAAAAAAAAACUCACGAAAAAGUUUCAUUAGAAAUUUCGAACCUCAAUAAUACCUAUUUGGUGAAUUUAAAAAAAGCGCCGGAAUUCAUUUUUAAAACAAUUCGAAAUUUAAAUUUAUAAUAUCGUGUGAUUUAAAAUAUGUGAUCAGUGAUUAAUCUGCGUUUAGUGUUAAAAAAAAAAAAAAAUUGUGUGCAUUUUUCAUCACGUUGUGCGGUUUUAAAUUAUCUAACAUGACUUUUAAAUUUUAUUGAGGCUUUUGUAUGAAAUUAACAUUUUUAUCUCGUUCGUUAUAAUUUAUAGCAACUAAAAGGAUAGAUUUAUCCGAUUGGCUUGCCUAUCAGAAUGUCUGAGCUGUAACGGAAUUUAUCGAAAAUCACACAACUUGUGAAUCUAAAACUAACUAACAAUUUGGAUGAAAAUGUAAAAAAUACCUGAAAUACUGCGCUAAAUAUUUAAGUGGGUUGUGCGUAUAGUGACCCCCAGGGUUGGAAUAGCCCACUGAGUUUCUCGCCGGAUCUUCUCAGUGGGUCGCGUUUCCGAACCGGUGGUAGAUUCUGCGGAGCACACCUCUUGCUAGGGUUCAUGUUAGCAACGUCGUCAGGUUUGAGCCCCGUGAGCUCAUCUACUAGUUAAGGUUACGCUGAAAUAGCCUCUCAAGUCUAUCAGGAGGAAAAAAGCAUGAUGAAAAGAAUAAUGACCGAGAAAAGGAACAAAGGAAUGAAACGCAAUCAUCAUUAGUUGAUCCUUAACAAUGUAAUGGCAAGUAGGACUGUGAGGAAAGUAAAAAGAAAUAAAAAGGACGCGAACAACUCUGAAGACAGAGCCUCGAAUACAGCGAGCACUAAUCCAGACAAAAAAAUGAAACUUAAAACAAAGACAACAAUUAGUAACAAGAGUACAAUGAAUAAAAUGGAUAAACCGAUAGCAGCCGAUCAUGCUUCAGAAUUCAAUGUCACUAAACUCAUAGCAGAGCUAUCGCAAAAUUCGCGAGCGUCGAAAGGAGAAAUAGAGAACAUACAAAGGAAAUUACUUCAGCAGGCAAACGAGAUACUGAAAGUAAACGCGUUUGCUAAUUCUCAACCAGUUCCGGAGAUCCGUGUCAUGGAUAACACGCAAAAGUGCAACGCCAACAAUCAUGUUUACGGGCGAAUACCUAUUGUCACGCCCAGAAACAAAAUUAAUCCCGGAUCUAAUCACUUAGUUCAUAAUGUUGGGCGUCUAAUGAAUACGUCAGAUAGUCGCCAGGACAAUCAACUCGAGACGCAACUAGUUCCCGAGAAGUUGCAAGAAAUUCCCGCGCUCUCCUCGGCCAGCGUCGGUGGAAUGAUAAAUAGUGACCAUGGAAGCAUGCAAAGGGUCGCUAUGACGGCGGCGGAGGCGGGAAGAGCUUUUUUCUACAAAACGGGUUCCGCCGAGGCCCGCCAGCCGGCCAGUGCGCGCGCCGCUCCAACAAGAGGCACACUCGACAGUGUCCCACCGUAUAGGAUGCCCCCAGCACCGGAGGCGGCGCUGCCUGGAGUCCCAGCGCCUCCCGGACCUGCCGCCCUGCACACACACUCCGCAAAAUUUCCUAUAGAACGAGAAGUGAUCUUAUCUUCAGGAGAAAAGAAUUCCAAAGUGCCAAUACUUCAAGAGGCUCGAAAACGCGGCAGACUCGGCGCCGUGGCUCCCGACACCCCACCAAAAACACUCUCAGCCUGGACUCACUCGGAGAACCAAGCCGGCACAUCGGCCGACUACAGACAAUACCACGAGAACUACAAUUACAACAUGCAGCAGAAUCAGAGUGGUACUAGAAAUGGCAACUACGAUUCUCCCAAACCACCAGUGCCCGCCAAAACAUACGGCACCAAAAUUGACGCCACGAAUAAUUCACAACAGAUUACGGUUACCGUAGAGACAGGCAAAGAUAGCACAAGAGACGCACCGAGAAGUAACAAAUCCGUUAGUAAAACGUAUCAUACACUAAAAGACAUGAUUUCUAGUAGAUUUAAAAGUAAGGACGGGAGUGAAGAUAAAGCAGAAGAAUCCAAUUUAAACAACAGUGAAGAGAGAAAACGGCCUGAGCCUGAACCGAUAACGCCGAGAGAUACUGGUCCCAGGAAAGUGGAGCAAGGUAUAUACGGACGACCAGUUCCGCAAAACAGGCCGGAGGUGCAAUACAGUCAUGGAGUGGCUAAUAAUAUGGCGUAUCCAAGUCCAUCGCCGCAUAGGCAACUAAUGCAACAGCAAAUCGUCCAACAAAAGAUGCUACUGAACCACCAAGCCAGAUCGCAGGAGAUGUUGGCGUCGCCCCAUCGACCCCAACCUCAGGCGCUUGGUUCCGACGCCCUAUACCAGCAGUACGGACCUCCGGGACGAAGAAGCGCGGUGUACCAACGGGACAUGGACGUGAGGUCUAUGGCCAAUUUCACAUCCUUGAAAACUAGUCCACAAACACAGUUCGAAUCGCAUUCAAGACCAGAUCUUCGAAGUCCACAGCAAUUAGAACGAGAGAUCAUCCGGCAACGAGGAUUAGUCGAAGGCAGACGGGCAGCAUCACAUCCUCAUCUACUAGAUGAACCGCAAUCAAGACCUGAAGCAUCCACUCCAUACAGUCAUGACAGAUCCAGGCGGAACUCUCACGCUAACCUUCUAGAAGCAACUGAAGAAAACCUUCACAGAAACGAUGAAAGAGAAUCGGAUGAUGGAGGGUUCAGAGCUAGAUUAGCUGCACAAGGGAGGUCAAGUUUCGAAGAUAGAAUCAGGACGAGUGGUAGAUCUAUAGAAUCUCAGCGAAUACACGAAAAUGUAUACAGAAGAACGCCUGACAGCCAUAAUCGUAGGACGCCGGAUUCAGUGGGACCAAAACGCGAAGAUACUUUAACGACGGGACAGGCGGCAAACGAUGAGAAUGCAAGCCAAAAGUCCGCAGACAGCGUUUACCAUUCUAGUGGGAAAACUGAAGCAUACAAUCCGCAGCCCUCCUCGUCACGGCAAACCCCGAAUAGAAUAGAAGAUUUGAAAGCUACCGGGAAGAAAGGGGCAGGAUCUGGUGCCAGUUCAGACUACGACAAGAACGGCGGUCAGUCGUCGAAUGUGGACUCCGGGCGAGGUAGCGUAGCCUACUCCAGCGGGAGACGACCAGAAGCCAGUAUACAUGACACCUCGGCUGAUUCCGAUGCGGUCGGAUCGAGAGUUCAGCCCCAACCUGGACCAAGCCAGGAAACCGCUGCACAAAGCGUAGAAAACGAAUGGGCCGAUUUAGUGGAAUGCGAGCUCCGUCAGAUCUUAGAACCGAAACUAUCCAGCAUGAGGCUUGACUCGUCAGGAAGCUCGGAUAGUUCAGUGACCCCGCCCCUCCCACCGUUAUCACCUUCUUCAGACAUGCACAAGAGAAAUAGUCUACCAGGUCGUUCCUCAGAGUACCCUGAUGAGAGGAGACGAGGUAGAGAAUCGCCACGGUGGCAUUCACACAAGAAGCAUUCUUCGAAACGCGAUCAUCAUUAUAAAAAACAUUUGGUGGACACGACGGACAUGACGUCGACGACGACGCGCAGCCUGGACCUGUCGUCGCUGCUGGACGCGCGCUCGGACACGGACGCGAGCGCGGGGGACGCGCGCGCCAUCCGCCGCCAGCUGCGCGGCCUCGAGAACAUGUACGCGGAGGUGCUGCAGCUGCUCGGCGUGCGGAAGCCCAUCUCCGCGCACAAGCACUCCUGGGAGGCCAGGUUGUCGUCGAAGCGUCGCUAUGGCAGCAUGUCCUCGCUCCCCUCCAGCUCAGUGAGCAGUCGCCCCGUCAGGGACAAGAGACGGAGCUCCAAUGAGCACAGGAAGAAACAGGACUACAAGGGUAUAAACAAGCGGUUCCAGCGGCUGGAGUCGCACGUGGUGACGCUGGCGCGCUCCGUCGCGCACCUGUCCAGCGAAAUGAGAACCCAGCACCUCGUCAUGCAGGAGAUGGACACCAUCCGCGCAGAGAUCGCGGCCCUCAGGCAUAUGUACAAGUCCCAGCAACACAUCCGUUCAGGUCACCAGCGGCAUUCGGAUCCGUAUUCAUUCAGUAACCCGGACAGGGUGAAGCGGCUCACCAAGUUCUUCGGAGAUGAACCGCCACUAAUGAGAUUGUUUCUGAAGAAACUCGGCUAUGAGAAGUACGCAGCGUUACUUGAGAAGGAGAAGGUGGGUGCUGCGGAGCUCCCAUACGUCGGCGAGGACAGGCUGCGGGCGCUGGGCGUGCCGCUAGGACCCAGGAUGAGGAUCCUCAAAGAAGCCGGCAUACAUCAGGAACUACACCACUUAUCCAGAGACGACCCCCACAACACCACCACGACCCUGGCUAUUGUAUAAAUAUGUCAACAAAUAAAAAAAACUAUUUCAUUACCUCAUUUAAACUUAUUCGUUGAAGAGACGACAUAUUAAUAAAUUUAUUUCGUUCAAAAUAGACGUAAGCGACAAGUUAUUUGUCGUACGCCGAAAUUGAACUCUAAAUGCGUACAGAAGAAAACCACCGCUCUCGCUUUUGGCCUCCCGCUGCGUCUGUAAAGUCAUCGCAGACAUUUUAGGUCCUACCAAAACUUUGAAAAAAAAAAAAGAAAUUUUUGAAAAUAGAAUCGCAAAUUCCACGACGAUUCGAUUUUCGUGAUUAUUCUGAAUUUUAGUGAAUUCUCUGAAACAAACUCACGUCGUCAUUCUAAAUUGGAAAAUGAUUCCUUUUUAUGGUGUUUUUUUUCCAUUACAAAAGAAUUAACACCAAGCUUUUCUUAAUGUGUACAAUAUUUUUUUUACGAGUAACGCCGUGCAGGAAUAUGAAUAUAAAACUGUUAAUAAUGAUGAAUAAAAAAGAAUUGGCCUUUUCCGUCCGUGGCGGUGAAGAACAUUCGAGAGUGGAUUGAAUAAAUGUUAAUUAUUUAAUGUUACGAUUCGAAAUGUUAUUUAGCGCUGUUUCCAUUACCAAUGAAAUUUAUCAUCGCAUUGUCGACGGUGCGUCAUUUCAUAUUAUUUGUUACAAAGCUAAAGCAGACAAUGAUAAAGAAAACAGAAUGACGCAAUGUAUAACAAACACCUUUAAUCUUUGCUGAUUCUGUGGUUAUCGUAAACAAUUGAGCAAGUUUUGUUGAAAAAGACAAUUUUAAAAGACUUGAUUUUUGUAUGUGUUUUAGUGUAGAAAUUUGACGUAGUACAGUGUUCGAUUUUAAAUAUUGUGUUAAUAAUACAUUAAUUUUAUCUAUUAUAAUGUAACAUGAGUUGUAAAAUAUAGAAGGGAAAAAUUGCAUUGAUACAGUUUGGGUGCUGCAAAAUUGGUCAUUAUUUCUUAGUGCCCUAAGUUCAAUGUUCGUGUAAUGCUGAAAGAGAUAUAUGUUACUACAGAUCGCACUUACGAGUGCUCACGAAGGGCAACUUAUUAAAAAGGUAUUAUUGUUUGUGAUACGGAGUAUUCUGAGCCCGUAUUGGUACAUUAGCUCCGCCUAUUUCUGCCGCAAACAAAAAUAAUGCCGUUCAAAUUCCAAUGCUAUUAAGAUAUCCCACAUCACAAGAUGGUCGCGGAUAGAUCGUUAUGAUCUUAGUGUAAGUAAACAUUAUAAUGAUAAUCGAUAUGCCAAAGACAUUAUUCGGCAUCUGUAAAUAUAAUUAUAACUAACUAAUACUCAUAAAUGAUCACGAAUCGACGGAACAACGAGAUUUAAGCAACGUAUAAGUUUUGAGAUUAUUUUUGUAUUACAAAAUAAUUAAGUGUAAAUAAAUUUUUAUUUGAACA
This is a messenger RNA of Bombyx mori (domestic silkworm), 5795 nucleotides long. RefSeq lists its product as uncharacterized. The record is from RefSeq and is a predicted model, not a curated record. Lineage: Eukaryota; Metazoa; Arthropoda; Insecta; Lepidoptera; Bombycidae. Bases 815 to 4387 code for a protein of 1190 amino acids. Gene Ontology annotation, molecular function: protein binding. The transcript has 15 exons.